This is a messenger RNA of Brassica napus (rape), 4553 nucleotides long. RefSeq lists its product as uncharacterized. The record is from RefSeq and is a predicted model, not a curated record. Lineage: Eukaryota; Viridiplantae; Streptophyta; Magnoliopsida; Brassicales; Brassicaceae. The transcript is spliced from 10 exons. The coding region runs from base 357 to 2108 and encodes 583 amino acids. Gene Ontology annotation, cellular component: peroxisome. Gene Ontology annotation, biological process: regulation of gene expression.
UCCUUCUUAGACUUCCCGUAACCCUAAUACGCAGCAACUCAACAUUUUUUUUUUUUAAUUUUCUUGAGUUUUAAUCAAACAAAACCAAAGAUCCUUUAAAAACACACACAGAAUUUGCAACAAAACUCAGUUUCAACUCAACCCUAGUUUGUUUCAUGAUCUAGUCGCUAUAGAAAAGCUCCGAUUUUAUCUCCGUUCAGGUCAUCUCGCCACGCUCCGUCACCGCCGUGCGUAAACUCUCGGCCGAUUUCACGGUUAACUCGCCGCGUUUUCGGCACGGUGAAAACCUAAGUUUCGAUAAAAAAAACUUUAUUUUUUGUGUUCAGCAAGCAACCAAGCAAAAAAAAAAAAAAAAAAUGUUUCCCUUCGCCCGUGCACCGACAGUCGUGUUGUGGGACACUUUUGAUUGCCCCAUCAUCCCCGAUGAUGAUUUCACUGAAGUUUUUCUGAUCACUAAAUCGGCUCUUGAAGAAAAGGGUAUUAUUACUGGUGUUUAUGGUAGCGUCGAAUUCAGGGCUUUCGUUGGCGACAUGAACGAGUGUCCGGGAUUUCCUGUUUUUUGGAUAGACAAAGCUAAGGGCAAAGAUGAUAGACUUUGGAGCAUCAUUACAUUCUUACUUGCUCAGGCGAAUUAUUAUUCAUCAAGUACAACAUUCUUGAAUUUGUUGCUAGUCGUGGGAGAUAUAUCUGAGCACGAGGAGUUUCAGCGGACUAUUCGCUUAUUAAAUUCCAGAAGAAAAUUCAAUGUUCUUCUAGCACAGCCUCCUCCUCAAAAUGCAAGCUCAUCAUUAGGAGAGGAGCUUUUUGACAAAGACUGGCUCCGCUCCCGUCUUGCAGCUGGAGAACAACUUAUCAACAAGUUGGGCAUAGGGAAAACCUUUGAACCACCUUUGAAACAUAUUCCUUCUCAUCAGGUUGCUCUUACUUCUCAUCAGGUUGCUCUUCCUUCUCACCAGGUUGCUACUAAGUUGUCAUUUGCAAAGCCAUUAUGCCUUAGUAAACAUAUGGCCGAGAGAGCAAGAACAUGCGUCUUCUGGGACACUGUGGCUUACCCACUCCCUGCUGGUCUCCAUUCCGAUGAUGUUUUGCAAAACAUUGAAGAUGCUCUUUCUGAAAGGGGUUAUUCUGGCCGUGUCUCAAUCACGGCUUUUCUCGAUGAUCACCCCUCCCCCCCAGGCUUUACUGGAUGUUACGUCUUUUACCUAAAUGAUGGAGAGAGAGAUGCGCGCCAUUGGCAGAUUGCACUGCACUUGCUUGCUGCUGCUCGUCGCACUAGGAUUGAGCCAUUAAAUCAUAUGCUACUCAUGGGAGACAUCUCAGGACACAUUGAGCUCUUAAGGACUAUCUACUUGUUGAAUUUGAGAUUUUCCUACAAUGUUAUCUUAACACAGCCUCCUCCUGAAAACGCAUCAUCAGGAGAGCCACUUGGUAAGGACUGGCUCUGCUCAAGCCUCUCAGCUGGAGACAAACUUCUCAGCCAAAUCGAACAAAAUUUAAUCAUGAGCACAGUUGUACAACCUUUGACUCCUUGGCAGGAGCGAUACAAAGCUGCAACCACGGUCGUGUUCUGGGACCUUGUGGAUUGCCCAGUACCUGUUGGUCGCACUGCUGUUGUGGCUUCACAGAUCAUUAGAUCGGCCUUUGAAAAAAUGGGUUAUCGUGGCACUGUUACCAUCCAUGCUUUUGGCGAAGUGAGUAAUCUGGAUCCGCUUGUUUCAGAACUAAGAGAUGUGGAGUGUUAUGAUGAAAACACACCCUCAGGUGUAUUCCUUGAAGAUAUGAAUCCAUCCGGAAUCGUGUUUCAUCACACACCCACAGCACAUAAAGACGCUAGACGUGAGAUGAUGCGUGGUGAAUUAGGCGUCUGGGCACUUGCUAAUCAUGCUCCAACAAAUGUGAUGGCUAUCUUACGAGACACCUCUGAAGACAAGAUCUUUACCGGUUAUCUUGACGUAUUGAGAUCGAUAAAUUAUAACGUUGUCAUAGCACAGCCUCGGAACGUGUUAGGCCAGCUUUUCGAUUUGGAAUGGCUUUGCUCAAGACUUGGAGACAGAUUUCUCCCUCGAACGAGAAAUCCAGCCUCCUACGAUAAAUCCCGAUUUCGUUAGAUUUUCCAUGCAGAAUGUCUCUCAAGACUUGAAGAAGUUCAACCUACUACUUACCCUCCAAAUUAAUCUUUUUGUUUGUUCGGCUUGUUUUCUAAAGUGUUUUAUUUGGUUAGCAAAUAAAAAACUCGUUGUGUAGUACUUGUCUCGGGCUCUGUUUGUUCGAAACCUUUCAUUAUUUUGGUGAAUUAAUUUGUGGAGGUUAAGAGUAACGCUAGUUGACAUAGACUACAUGACACGUAUAGGAAUCGCUUAGAGCACGUUUAUCGGCAUGUCUUAGCCGUGCCCCUGACCAUUAAAAAAAAUAAUAAUAACAAAGAUGGAAUUAAAGUGAAGGCAUGUCCCCUAAUUAAGCCCACGAAGUCACGUCUCUUGGGGAGACGUGCUGCAACGCUAUUGGAGAGAGGAACGGUGGAGUCGAGAUUCUUUCUUUCCUUUCUCUUCUCGGUUUCUCUCCUCCUCGACGACAACGGCGAUUUCGAAAGUCGUCUCGUUGGAUCUCGUGGACGUCUCUGUUGGCUUCUAUCGUUGACGGUCGAUCUCGUCGACGUCUCUAUCGGUUUUUCUCUCCCUCUCGGUGGUUCUCUUCGAAGGAAACGACGAAUUCUCUCCCUCUCCGUCGAUCUCGUCGAAGUAACCGGGGAUUUGUCUCCCUCUUGGUGGAUGUCGUCGAAGGAAACGGCGAUUGCUCUCCCUAUCGGUGGCUCUCGUCGAGGAUGGAAGACGGUGACCUGUCAAUCGGUGGCUGUCUUCGAGGAAGCAAAAUGGCUCUGUCUCGCUCGUGGUGGCUCUCUAAGACGAAGACAAACAGCGAUUGAUUCUGAAGGGAAUCCAAAGAUGGAUGGAUCAAGAGGCAUGAUCCUGGCAUGAUCCAUGAUUGAUCAAGAGGCGUGAAGUGGGCACAAAACCUGUCUCUUUGUCAGACAAAACCAUCACGAUUGCAAAGGUUAUUGUUCUUCUGAUGCAGAGUGGAGUGCUCCUGUGAUGCAGAGUGGAGAGUUCUUGUCGUGUCGUCGAGUCUCUUGUACUCUUCUGUCACGAGAGUGGAAGAGUGUGACGAGUCUAUCUUGUUUUGUUUGUCACGAGUUUGUCCUAGUCUUGUAGUGUUGUGUCACAUGUCUUGGAAUGUUGUAAGUCUUGUAGUGUUCUGUCACAUGUUUUGUAGUGUAGUGUCCUGAGUCGAGUCUUGUUCUCUAUAUAACAUUAGCUUAUGCAUACGUUUUCUUUCACAAACUGAUCUCUCCUUCUCAUUUUUACAAAGAUCAUCUCUCGUUCUUAACAAACAAAUCAAUUCAUCUCCUUUCAUUUGAUCAUCUCCUUCUUAACAAACAAAACAAAACAAAGAUCAUCUCUUCUUUACAAACAAAGACCAAAUGCAAUAACGGCUGGUUCUCUCCACGUAUUCUCACGGACCAAGUUCGAACAAGCCAAACCAAACCAGGACCAUCACUUUACUUGAUUCUGAAACAUUUCAUGGCGUCUUCUUCUCAUAACGAUUAGUUGGAUAAAACAUUUGAUCAAUAUUUUGAUCAAACAUUCGAGAAUCUGGUCAAUGCUCACGGUGAUCAAGAAACCGAAAGAAAGACAAGGAAAAAAUAGUUUUUAUCGAACGAAAUCGCGAAGAAGGUCAUCCCCAGUUAUGGAAUGAUUAUUUCAGUGACACUUCAACAUGUCCAGAUAAUCUAUUCCGACGACGAUUUAGAAUGAACAAGCCAUUGUUCAUGCGUAUUACCGCCUCUCCAAUGAAGUUCCAUUCUUCCGUCAAACGCAAGACGUUACCGGAAGGCUUGGUCUCUCUACACUUCAAAAGUGUACGGCAGCAAUUCGUGUCUUGGCAUAUGGUUCUGCGCUUGAUGCGGUCGAUGAAUACCUCAGGCUCGGUGAAACCACAGCUCGGUUAUGUGUGGAAAAUUUUGUGGAAGCAGUAAUAGAUUUGUUCGGUGAUGAGUACCUAAGGAGACCAACGUCGGAUGAUCUUCAACGUCUACUUUAUAUUGGAGAGCUUCUUGGGUUUCCCGGGAUGAUAGGAAGCAUCGAUUGUAUGCAUUGGGAGUGGAAGAAUUGUCCCACCGUUUGAAAAGGGCAAUAUUCUCGUGGUUCGGGAAAACCCACAAUCGUUUUAGAGGCAGUUGCUUCAUAUGAUCUCUGGAUAUGACAGGUGUUUUUUGGACCUCCAUGUACCUUAAAUGAUAUCAAUAUUCUUGAUCGCUCAUAUAUUUUUGAUGACAUAAUAAAAGGUCAAGUUCCGAAAGUGCAUUUUCGUAUAUUUUAAAAAUCUCAAGUUUUUACAUUUACCUUAUGUUUAGUGUCUGUUUUGAACAAGAUCACAUGUGUUUUCCAUGAUGUUAGAAGUCUUGCUAUUCUCUUCAAUCCUUUAUUUUUUAGUCAUUCCUUGUAUUGACAAUGUUCAGGCUGCGUCUUUGGUAAAAACUGGUAUUGAAUUCUGUA